AUGAAGAAUAGUAGUCAGAAAGAAGAAUCCAUUGAUAAAAAAAAAUAUGUUUUCUUCUCGGAUCCAGAUGUUAUUGCCAAACGCGCCGAGACCUCUGCUGUUGCACAGAUUACCCGAGAACUCGAGGUGCAACAGAAAACUUUUGAAAAGCAAUUAGCUGAUUUGCAAGCGCCCACAAUUGGCAUAAAUAGCUUAAAAAAUUUGAUAUCCUAUUAUCCUGUACAGCCAUAUCCUUUUACAUUUAUUAGCGCAGUAAAACAAAAGCUUGCUUUAGAAGAACAUUCUGAUAUCAGCGCUAAAGUACAUGAUUCAAGUUCUCAAACAAAAAGCAAUUUGACUUCUUCAAUACUGAAAACUAGUACACAAAAUUUGACUGCACAAAAUCAAAUUAAACAAAAAAUGGACUUCAUUAAACCGCUGAAAGUACCUGAUCUAAAAAUUUCUCCAAAAGCACUGGAUUUCUCCAGCAGAGAGAAUUCUGUUUCAAAGGAGUUGCCUUCAGCAAAACCUGAAACAGCUAUAAAGGAAUUUGCACACGAUAGAUCUGAUAAAGGCCUAAGAACUGGUGAAAGAGUACAGAGAAAAUUAGACUUCUCUUCAGAUGGAUCGUCAUUUAUUAAUUGCGAAAGCAUAGAACCAUUGAAAGCACCAAAUGUCUCCAUUGCGUCUAAUUUAAGUAAGAAGAAGGACCAUGUUAGAGAUAAUUCUAGAGAGAAGGAAAACAGAUCCAAGAGGAUGAAAAAAGAUGACUCUUUGUGUGCAAGGAGGGACGAAUCCAUGCAAGACCAAGUAAAACGUAGUCGAAGUCCAAGACACAUCUCCAGAAAAGAUGCCAGUGAUAUAAGCAAUUUAAAAUUACCAAAAAAUGAUAGACCAUUCCACGUUACAAAAGUUAAUGAUGUUUUGUCGGUAAAAUCAAAAGAUAAAAAUUUUCUAUCGUCUAUUGUUAAAAAAGAUAAUGACAAAAGACAGAGGUCUUUUAAUGUACAGUCGGUAGAAUUAACAAAAGACAAUCUUUCAGAAUCUAAGAUUCGAAUAUCUAGCAGUGAAUCACCAGUUUGGAAGACGCUAGAUAAAGUUACAUUGAGAGAUAAUAUGGGCGUUUUAUCUAGCACUGAAAAUAAAUCUAAAGACAUAACUCACUAUUUUUUAAAACAAAAGUCUGAAAUAGAAGACCUGAAAUAUAAAUCUGAUUCAGAUAAUAGACUAUUGAAACAAGACAAAUUAAAUACUAUUUAUAAGGAGCAAACGAAAAGAAUGUCUGAUAAAAAUAAAAUGUUGAAUAAUAAAGGCGAAGAUAAACUACAUAGUGUCAAUUCAGAACAAUCAGAAGAUGUUGAAUUUAUGUCUGAGACAAAUAGUUCUAGAAGUCGAAUAAGUGCAUAUCCUAUAAGUUCUGCACAGUCAUCAAAAAGUAAAGAUAUUGAAAUAGCUAUGGAAAAUAAACAGAACAUUAAUUCUGCUAGAUCAAAUAAAACGUCAGAGAAUUUUAAAUAUACAGAACAUUCCGCGACACAAUCUACAAGUACAAGCAUUAAAAAAGACGAGGAAUUGUGUUCCCAAAGCAUUAUUACAACUAAAGAAACAACCACUAACGAUGAUUCAAAUGAUGUGGGUGACACUACAUUGCCAGAGGCAUUAUUUGAUCCUAGAAGAAUCUCUCUCAGAGACGGUUAUUCCCAACCAGAAUUUCAUAAUUUAAUGACACCAGAAAAAAUGAAUCUUAUACUCAGAUCUAAACGAAGGAAAUAUUUAAUGCAGAGCAGUGAUUCGGAAGAUGCGAGAUGUCAAAAAUACAAGCCAGUAAUAAAAUCUGAAAAGGAACAAGAGGAAGUACAAUUGAUACACCCAACAGCUUUGCAUAUGCAAUUUCAGGCAGAACUACAUCUUUACGACUCUUACAAUGAAUCCCUCCGACAAGUAAUGGAUGUUGAAAAGUGUUUGUUCAAUACUAAGUGUGAGGUGCAAGAACAAAAGAACUCACAGAAAGUCGAUGAAAAAAAUGAAGAAAAAGUUGUACAAAUUGUAGAAGAUUGUGCAGCUGCAGUGAUUAAUAAUGAUACUGUUGAAAAAACAACAUGGAAUCCAGCUAACUAUGUAAAAAGAGACAUUGCCGAACCUCGAAAAUUAAGCGAUGAAGCACAUUUCAAUAGAGAGCAUUAUAUCCCAAACCAAGGCAAUAUUGAUGAAUCAGAUUAUGGAUUUAAUUAUGGAAAAUUUAAUAAAAUAAAAGUGGGAGUGAAAGUGGCGGAAGUACAAACGCAAACAGUGAACGAUAUAGCGACCCAAACGGAUAUAUCCACAAAUGAACGAAACGCGCAAAAUAGAUUGACAGAGAUCUGUGACAGAGAAAACGCGUACGAACCAUUUUUGAGAGAAAAAAAAGGUCCUCAGUUGUCCUUAGAUUCGGCUGAACAAUUCGGAGAUUUGGAUCAAAUAGAACAGGUAUCAGUGCCAAGCAGAAUAAGGACCAUGUCGGAAAUUAGUUUGCACGAAACUACAUCAUCUAUAAAAACAGAAACCGGAACUGAAAUUAGUAUCUCGACCCGGGGUGUAACGUGUUCGUUUAAUCAGUACAUAGGUUCAGAGAUAGCACGACUUUUAAGAGACGAGAAUCAACGAAGCUAUCAAAUCGAAGAAUUAUUUAAAUUUCGCGAAAAAACAAUAAACGACAAAACUAAGAAAUUGGAGGAGUUGGAACUGCAGAAACGUGUAAUGAAAGGAGAAGUUGCCCGUUCCCUGAGAAAAAAACAAAGAGCUCUGCUUCUAAAACUACAACAAGAAAAAGAUGAAAUUCAAAGAUUAAAAUUGUUAUACGAAAUUACAAGCCAAGAACGAAAACGUAUGUUGCAAAAACAGAGGGACAUGUUCAAUUUGCAAAUGUCAACGAAGAAUAUCUUAACGAAAUUAAAGAGGACCGCAGACAGUCAAUCGCCAAGAAGAUUAUCAGGUCCUAUGAAAGGUUACGAUAUACGCAGUAAUAGCUCUUUGAGCUCCUUGAUUGAUUCAGAUAAAUCUCAGCAUCAGAUGGACACUCGUCUUCAUGUAUCUGAGAGCGACGUAUCCAAAUUUGAUUGGCUGAAGUCCAACGUAUUUAUAAAUUUAGGUGAAGAAAGCAAUAAAUCCGCAGCAAAACCCAAUGACUUAGCUGAGAGUAAGGAGCAAGAGAAAAGUCCCAUACAGUUGCAAAAGAAAAGCGAUUUACCAAAAUAUGAACUGAGAUCUCGAAAAUACGAAGAAAAAAUGCCCAGAGCAGAUGUUUUGCUGCAGAAGCAAAAUCAGAGAUUGGACAUGGAGUCGAAAAUGAAGCAAGGCCAUCCCAUGAUGAUAAAUAUUCGGCUCUUGGAAAAUCAAGAUGAGAUCAGAUUAUCGCAGUCACCGAGACCAGAAGUAAAAGCAUCAGUUCCUGAAAAUACAAAAUCCGAAUCAGAUACAUUAGUAGAAGAGUUGUCUAAAAGAUCAUUGUUAGCGGAAGUGGUGUCUAAACAUUCAAAACUAUCGCAAUUAACAGAGCCUUCCAUACAAACCAUGACAAUCGCAAAGGAGAAAGAAUUAACUUCUAAUGCUGUAACCACCAAUAGUGAAUCUAUAGAAGAAGAGAUAAAUGCAAUAACCCAAGACACAGUUUCAAAAACGCAGUCACAAAUCUCCGAAAUAUCACAGACAAGUAAGAACUCUAAAAAGAUCGACAAAUCUAUCACGAGCGAUAGAGACAUAUCCAAAAAGUCGCAAUAUAAUACCGAAUUGAAAACAAGCUCCAAACGUAAAAAUUCUAAGUAUCAAAAAACGAAAUCAUCUUCUAGUAUAUCAACGGAAAAUAUAUUGGGAUCCAAAUCAAGCUCUCAUAUAUUGGAGGAGUUUGUUAAGCAUCAUGAUAAAGGAACGAAAGUGAAGAAUGAAUUGUUUCAGUUAGUUAACAACAAAGAAAGUUCAAUCUUGAACGAAUUAGAUGUUAAUGAAAGCCAAACUUCGCUUCAGGCAUUCGUUAAGAAACAUUCGCAUUCGAAGGCUGUCAAGGAUAAGGAAAACGGAUCCACUCAAACUUUACACAAAAAACUUGAGAAUGAUGAUAGUCUUCCUAGAAUCGAGCGAGAUACUCAAAAUGCAUCAAUGUCUCAAAUUAGUGCUUUUGCCGUUUCUCAUCAUAGUUCCGAAAGUGAAAAAAAUCUCUCAAAAUCCGUAGUUGUUUGUUCGCAAAACAGAGAAUUUGAACGAAUUUUGAACGCACGCGAAACCGCACUUGCAUCACGUAAGAACUGCGUCAAGGAGUGGAUGGCGUGGCAUGCAAAAUUACGAGCAGAAGAGGACCGUGUUACUCGUAUGGAGCAGGCAGCAUUUAAUCUCGUUGCAACAGCAUCUAAUUUGAGUCAACAAGGAGGGGAGAGACGUCUGUGCUCUUUUAUAGAUACCACGGUGUCGUCUGAUACGAGCGACGUCGAAGGAAGGAUAGGAGUUCUUACUGAAAAAUUAGCGGAACGACGUCUUGAAAUGGCGCGUCUAAAAAGAGAAGCAAAGAAGCAAGCGAAGAAACAGCUACGUGCUUUGGAAGCAAACUUAUUAAAUCAAAUCAAAAAAUAUGACACGACCAUCCAUGAGAUGCGUAAAAAGUUGGAAUCGAAGAAAGAUAUCAAAGAAACUGACAAUUUAGCUAUAGAACCAAAGUCAUUAGCUGAUUUUAAAGUACCUGAAAUACCGCUUAAGAGGAUACAGGACCUCUACAAAAGUAGCGAUUUAUUAAGAUCCAGAUCGGAAUCUGAUCUCUUAUUAACAAAAAAUCGGCAGGACUUAACGAAUGUCAUAACGCUAACGUACGAUGAUAAGUGCGAAAGGGAUGAUUUUCAGAAACCUGCAAAAUUUGCAGAUAUUAAGAGCGCAAACACUUUAGAAUUAAAAGAUACUAGAGAUUCUUGCGAUAGUGUUCGAACUAUUUUAGACGAUUAUACAUCGACAGAAGUAUACGAAAAAAUUCAAACAACACCUUCAGCAUUAUUAACUGCGAAUGAUGUGUGUUCUGGAAAAUAUGCUAUUUCUAAAAGGCAUAGAGAAUCCAUUACUAUUGAUAUGAAACAGACUAGUGUAUCGCACGAUGCGGAAGAUGUUAAAACGAAUACCAGUACAGUUCAAACAAUGUCGAAUGCAAGAUUUGAAGAUCACAGUACUAUUAACACUGAAUCAGUAGAUAAUAGAUUAAUUGCUGAUAUCAAUCAAUCACAAUCAAAGACUUCCACAAUACUAUCCGAAAUUCCGGAAAUAAACAUUGGAUUUAAAUCUAUUCCGAGCAAAUCUGAGCGUUUUACAGAAAAUGUUGCACGUGUUACUGAUUCCAGUAUACUUACUUAUUCGAGGAAGUUGGAUUUUUUACAGUUAAAUAAUAAAAACUUAAGCGAGGAUAUAAGUUCUAUUGAAAAGGAUAUAAAAGCGCUUUCAGAAAUAAUGUCGCGUUUAAGUAACGAAUCGAAUGAGCAAUCUAAAAUAAAUAACGAUGAAAAGAAUACGUCACAAGAUAUAUCAGAGAUAAUAUCUAAAUCAGUUUUUAGUGAAGUAAUUGAUACUGAAAAUGAGAAACAGCAAGCAGUGUCACCAGAGAAGAUAAUUGAUAUGGAAUCUUGUUCCACAUCGACAAAUAAUAGGAAAUCAAUAUCUUCCAGUGAUUCGAGUCACGAUAAAUACAUAUCGGACAGAAUAAAUAAUGAAAUAUCGGCAAUAAUCCCGGAAGAAGCGCCUACUAUCUCCAAUUCGUCUCAUGAAAUCGAUUACGAAGCCAAAAGCCGAGAGAUUAUGAACGAAAUAGAGAAAUCUGUAUUAUCACAACAUAUUAAAAUUGCAAGUGACGAUAAUUUAGUAUUAGAAGAAAGCGGAAACGAAGAAUUGCUGAAUAAUUUGGCCUCCGAACUCGAUAUAAAAUCGAUUUCUGAAAUCCUUUCCAAAGUAUCAGAAAGCAGGAAAAGUCUUGAUUUUGCGAAGAAUACAACAACUCAAAUUAUCGAUGACUCGAAGAAAAAUAUAAAUGAACAAAGCGAGUUGAAUGAAGCAAUAGUUGAAAAAGACUUUGUAAAAUCACAAGCGGAAGAAGCACAUUCUCUGAAACUUUCCGAACAUUUAAACACUGCAUUAGUGCAAUCUCCCAUCAUUGCUGGUCACCGUUCAAAGGAAACUAUAUCGCAAAGUUUAUUGAGUGCACCUAGCUUAAUUUCAAGUCAGAACUCGCACGUUCUUGCCGGUAAGGAUUUGAAAUCAUCAAGAAAUAUUCCCGAGGCAGAAGUCAGAAUUGAUGUUGAAAUGCAUGACAGUAUCACAAAUUCAAUAGCACUCGCACCUAACGCUGAUCAAAAUCGAUCGCGUCGGGUCAGUGCGAAAAAUAUUUCUAAGGAUAAAAAUGAUUGGACGACGUCUGAUUCGUUCGAAAUGCCACAAGAUGAUAUUAGUACUGGAGUACGUGAGGAAUUCGACAAUUCAAAAUCGGGCUUGGACGAUACUUUGAAUAAUUUCUCAGAAAAGACUAUCGAUGAUAUAACAAAUCAAGAAGCAGAAAGCAUUUUAAUAAGCGACGUGUCGGAUUUUCUUCCAAAGGGGGAAUCUACAAAUGUCGCAGUACAGAACGUUACCGACACUUUAGCACAAUCUUACGUUGCAAGAAGUAACGACGAACUUGACGAUAUAUUGGACAUAAUCGCUAGAGAAAACGAUAAAGAGAAAAGCAUUCCUAAAGACAAAGAGUUUGAUAACAUAAUCUCUGAUUCUAUGACUGAAUUAUUAGACAGAGUUAAAGAUAUUGUAGAAAAUGACAAGAAUGUAGAUAGUCAUUUUAAAGAAUUCUUAUAUGAUACGGAUAUGAAUAUAGAUAAUCAAAUUGAAGUUUCAAAUAUAUCAAUGUUGAAUAACAAAACGCAAAAAGAAAUAAAUGUAGAAGAUUUAAGCGAAAGUAAUAUAAUCUCAGUGAAUAUCUGUAAAAAUAAUGAAGUUAGUAAUCGUGAGGAAAUAAUAGAUGCUUCGUUACAGAAAACCGAUGAGACUGGCGAUAAAUCUGCCAUAAAUGUAAACUUAUAUAUGGAAAUCGAUAACGAGGAAAGUCCACGCGAAGCGAUAUCGGAAGUACAAGAAAUUAUAAUCACAGAGUUGGAUUCAAGUAGCGCCGAGGAUAACGCAUUAUCUGAACUUAAAAUUGAUGUUAAAGUCGAAUUGGCAGAGGAAUUUAUCUCGUAUGAGAACAAGAAUGAAUGUGCUGUGGAAGAAAACAAAGAUGUUAUGCCUAUAGAGAUAAAAGAACGUCUAGAAUCAAUCUCGGAACAAGAUAGUUCGGAUGGUGAGCAGCUGGACAACUUAGUGGAAGUUGUUGUAAGUGGAUUGGAUGUUGUAGAAAAAACUGUUACAUCGCUCGAUUCUUCUAAGUCGGUAAUAGACGAUGAUGUGUCUAUGAUACGGACUGGACAAACUAAAGAAGAAAUUACGGAUGAUACAGUCGAAAAGAACAACGAGAUCGCGAUAUCAAACGCAGCAGUAAUCGAAAGUGUCAACAAAACAUUCGACAUAUUAAAAGAUCCAGAGUAUGAAGACAUCUCCGAGGAGAGCCUCGAGGUGUCUGAAAUUCUAGACAAAGAUGACCUUCCGAAGGUAGGCAUCACAAAGAAGUCUGCUAAUUUGCCAGAGAGAUAUCAAACCAUCCAUAAAUCAGAGGACGUAUUGAGAAUAUUAGACGAAAUCUCGCAGAAAUCGUCGUACGAUUCUGUAAGCAAUUCGCAAAACAACGAGAAGAAUGUUCAGAGCGCGCCAAGUGCAACGGAAGAGAUCAGUGAGGUUCUGGGCGCAGAUAUUUCUGCGGAGGAUGAUAGUUUAUUUCCCAAGAUGAAUAAAACAACGAGCAAGCUCAAAGAAGAAUCUUCCAAGGUGGAUGCAAUGAAGGGUCGAUUCUUGGAAAGAGUAAAAUCGCAGGAUGGGCAAUCGAUAGAAGUUAGUGAUCCGGAUGACUUAUCUGAGAAGAGAAAAAUAAUUUUGAGACUGGACGAGGACAAGUCUUCUCAGAUAAUAUAUGAACUACGCGAGGCAGUCUCUCAACUGCAGGAACAGAAUGGCUCGUCCGAAUCCAGCGAAGCUGGCGAUACUCCAAGGGGAGUAUCCGAGAUCGAGAUGGACUCACCGAGAGAUUUCAAUGAUUCGCGAUUGGACAUUGAUAUUCUGGACGAUGAUCUACUGAGCGGUACUAAAGCGACAAACCAGAGCAUCGAUAUAGAAACCAAUUUCCAUUCCGCGUCCAUUGUCACCACGUCAGAGAAGGAUAUUGAGGCUAUGAUCUACGAAUUAAAAGCUUCAUUGGAACAACCUGGUCAGGAGCUCGCCGAACUGGAAGCUAAGCUGCUUCGAAUCGAACAAUUGCAGAUCGAGUUGGAGAUCAAAAAAUUGGAAGCGGAGGAAGUGUCUUACUACGUUCGAGAGAUACCGAACAAGCCACCGCCUCCUUACACUCCACCUGGUCGAUUAUCAGCUUCGCUUGGUUCGCCUUCGCUAAUCACUGCCGUAAUUCCGUCAAAUGUCGAGGAGUUAACAUUGUUCACUGAGAAAGCCACAGCUCUGAUAUACAAUGCCAAACUGGCCGGCGAGGAUAUCGCAAGUUUGGAAGCGCCUCCUGAAAUCUACGAGUUAACCGAAGAUAAGAGUGAGAAAAGGGACAGGCGGAUAUACAAUACUUUCCUUUUCGAUCUCUGUAAAGAGACCAUUGUGGAAGUCUAUCGAGCGGAAUACGAGAAGCCCGGUCCGAGUUGGACAAAGCCGAACGUGAAAACGAAACCUACGAUGAAGAUCCCAAAGAAUGUCGAGGAACUCGUCGAGUACGUUAACAAGGAAGUUGCCACACUGUUUGGUUUCAAGACAAAACUGCAGCGAGAGAACAUGGUGAUGCGAUGGAGCAGGAAACGCAGAGACAGAGUCGACGAGUUGUUGGCGAGAGAAGCUCAGGCCGAGGAGGACGAAUGGACAAAGUUUCAUCACGACGAACUGGCGGUGAAGAACGGACUUACGGUAGCUAUACUGGAUACCCUCGUAAUGGAAACUGCAAACGUAAUGAAAAUAGCAUACGGUAAGAAGAGGAGAAUGAUGGUAUAGCGAUUGUUAACUUUUAUAACUAAAUAGAGGCACUAUCUUGCAAUUCAUUGUUAAUUAAAACGAACAAAAGUGAAAAAUAUCCUCUCAGUCAAUGUUUCCUCAGGACUGCGUUUCGGAUAUCACGUUACUUGCACUUUUGUCCAUUAGUACCUUAAGUGUAACAUAGGCUGGUUCCUAUUUAUUUGUUAACUAUGCAAUUUGUUACUCUUUUUCUUUCACAUUAAAUUAAUUAAACGGACGCGUGUGAAUGUUCAAAUAUAAGUAGACGAACUAUAAUGAGGUGAAAUAUAUGAAUGAUAGAAAGAAUGAAAGACAGAGAAAGAGAAAGGGAAGCAGAGGGAGAUAUGUCAUUAAUACUAGCCAUUCACAAUUCGAUAAUCAAAUAUCCUAGGUCAGUUUUAAAAUUUAUUUCUUGUUAACGACGAGUUUAACGAGUUUCUAGCAUUUAACAAUAAAUAUACAUAUGUACGGGCUAUCAUAGAACCAGUAACAUAAGAGACAUGCGGUACUAUACGAUUUUACGAAAAUGACAAAUAUUUAUAAUCAUCGAAUAUUACAGAGCGUUUUAUUCAAUUUAAC
Messenger RNA from Cyphomyrmex costatus, 9675 nucleotides. RefSeq lists its product as uncharacterized. Gene Ontology annotation, biological process: microtubule anchoring. The record is from RefSeq and is a predicted model, not a curated record. Gene Ontology annotation, molecular function: microtubule binding. The coding region runs from base 1 to 9096 and encodes 3031 amino acids. Gene Ontology annotation, cellular component: centrosome. Lineage: Eukaryota; Metazoa; Arthropoda; Insecta; Hymenoptera; Formicidae. The transcript is spliced from 11 exons.